UUUCUCUUUAAGUAGAUAUUUCCAGCUGUCUAUUGAAGAGAGCAGGAGGAAGGGAAACCUCACCCUCCUCUGGGAAAAUCCAGGCAAUUGCCUUGGCUUUGUGCUCAGUAAAACCCGAAUUUUGGGUAUUCCCGCCCAGAGCUUUGUUAUCCAGUGUCAGAGAUUUCUGUGCCAAGUACCAGGGCCAGAGGCCUCCCUGCUCUGUGUCCCUGCAAACCCCUCGGGCUGUGGGCACACAGCAGGUUCAGCUGAGGAAAUAAUGAAUUACAGAACUGAUUGGUACAGACCUGCUUUUCAAACAACCGUUUUCCUUUGUUUUCUCCCUAAAUGCCUUAUUUGCCUCAAGGAAGUGGAAAUAGAAGAAGACAGCAGUGGUGAUCAGGAUGAUGAGGAUGAGGACGAUGAUGAUGAUGAUGAUAUUGAAAGCCUGCCCCAGGAUCCAGAAACCUGCCUGCAGAUGAACCAUGUGUACCAGGAAGUUAUCAAGGAAAAGAUUGAGGAAGUGGAGCUGCUCAUAGCACAAAACAAAAAACAGCAGAAGGAAAUUGUGUGUGACUUUGGUGGUCCAAAAACAGCCAAGGCAGGAGAUGGCAGAAAUCUACCAACAAAUGUGUUUCUGGGUCAUUUUAUGAAGCCAUACUUUAAGGAUAAAAUAACAGGAAUUGGCCCUCCUUCCAACGAAGAUACCAAGGAAAAGGCAGCUCAGGGCAUCAAAUCCUUUGAGCAGCUGCAUUCAACCAAGUGGAAGACUGGGGAGAAGAUGCUGCUGCAGAAAUCCGUGGUGAGCGACCGCCUGCAGCGCCUGCUCCAGCCAAAACUGCUCAAGUUGAGUUAUUGGAAUCAGAAACUGGAGAAAGUCAAGACUGACACAGAAAAACAGAUCUUGGAAAAGCAAAUCAAAGACUUGGAGCAAGAAAUAGAAUCAAUUAACCAACUGCCGGAAAGUGACUUAAUAGGAAACAGAUUUGAUGAGCAUGACUGGGACAAAAUUUCAAACAUCCAUUUUGAUGGACAGCGUAACUCAGAAGAACUGAGGAAGUUUUGGCAAAACUGGGAACAUCCAAGCAUCAACAAGAAGGAAUGGACUGAGGAGGAAAUAGAGAACCUGAAGCAGAUAGCUGCUAAACACAAUUACCUGGACUGGCAGACCAUUGCCCAGGAGCUGGGGACAAACAGGACACCUUUCCAGUGCUUGCAGAAAUACCAAAUCUAUAACAAAGAUUUAAAAAGGAAAGAAUGGACCAAGGAAGAGGAUCAGAUGCUUUUAGAGCUCGUUCAAGAGAUGAGAGUGGGAAGCCAUAUCCCAUACAAGAAAAUUGCUUAUUACAUGGAAGGAAGAGAUUCUGCUCAGCUGAUUUACCGCUGGACAAAGAGUGUUGACCCCAGCUUGAAGAAAGGAGCCUGGACACCAGAGGAAGAUGCUGUAAGCUCCAUUCUCUGGACCUGGAAUUGCAGGAUGCUGAUGGCUGCAGUUAAGAAGUACGGGGAGAAGGACUGGUACAAAAUCCGGAGGGAAGUGCCGGGCAGGAGCGACGCCCAGUGCCGGGACCGGUAUUUAAAAGUAUUGCACUGGAAUGUAAAGAAAGGCAGGUGGAGCUUGGAGGAAGAGGAGCAGCUGAUUGAACUGGUUGAGAAGCAUGGCCUGGGUCACUGGAGUAAAAUAGCUUCAGACCUGAUACAUCGGACUGGCUCCCAGUGCCUGAGCAAGUGGAAACUCAUGGUUGGCUCUAAGAAGAAAAGAUCUGGGGCGAGCAAACGGUGCCACGCUGAGGAGAGCUCCAGCCCUUCAGAGAGCAGCAGUGAGGAGGACAUGGAGCUGGAGCUGGCAGACAGCUCAGAGGAGGAGGAGGGGGGCAGCACCACGGGCAAUGAGGAGUGUGCAGUCCCCAGCAUUGACCUGUGGAUACCGACAAGGACAGACACACAGGAGGCAACCAGGGAGAGAUACCAAAUCCAAUCCCUCCUCUCUGCUGCCAGGGCUGCUGCAGGGAGCAGCUGCAGUGACAUUCCAGGGGCAGGAGGUGACAGAGAUGAAGCUGCUGAUAAAUCAUCUGAGCUGAACACCCUGCUGAGGGGCAUUGCACAGCCCCAUUCCACAGAUGUGCUGGUGAAGAAUCCAGCAGAAGUGAUUGCCAAGGCUUCCCAGUGUGGAAAACAAGUGCUGCGGGUCAGCCUGGAGGAGGUGAGAAAAAUACUAAGGAGAAACACAAACUUCCAGAGGAAACUGAUGCUAAAACCUCCUGCCAGCCUUUUAGCCAAGCCCCCUGGCGUGGGUGCAGCUGAUGGCCAGGAUGUGCAGGAGCUGCCAGAGCGAGCUCGGCGCCGGGACAGGGAGUGCUGGAGGAGGCUGAGCCUCAACAGGAAGCUGCUGAUGGCAGUGACCCCUUGGGUGGGCAAUGUGCUGCUGCCCUGCACUGUGCAGGCUGGGAGCAUGGCUUUCUACCAGACAAAAGCUGCUGCUAUUCACGAGAAGGUGAAGUCAGUGAGCGUCCCCAGCACUCCCCUGUUUGCACUGCUGGUUCAUCUCUUUCAGAUUGAUACCAAAGGCUGCAUGAAGAUUAUUAAGGAGAGGAAGCUGAGGCAUUUGGAGCUGCUUAAGGCUAAUGCAAGGAGCCCUCAGCAGGCUUCCCAAAAUACGGAGACUUCUUCAGGCAACUCAUCCCAAGCUUGUUCUCAGAGGAAUUCCCAACAGGACAUCCCAAGGAAUGCUGUCAGGAGAUCUCCUGCCUUGAGAGCACGGGACUCUGCCACUGGUGCCUUGGAGAGCUGUGCCAGAGCAGUGCAGGGAGCUCCCUCAGCCCAGUGGCAAAGGCAGAAGCCUAAAACUGUCUCAGAAUUGCUGAGAGAGAAGCGUUUAAGGGAGUCCCAGGCCAAGAAGGCCAUGCAGAGGACAGUGCUGGUUGCCUCACAGGUGCUGGUUUCAGGACCUUUGAUAAUCCAGCACCCACCACAGCAAAUCAUUCCCUCUGUACAAGCAGGGAGCAAACCUGCAGCAGCUUCUGGGACAGAUAGCCAGGCACAGAGUUCACCAGUGCCCACAAGGACUUCUGCUGCAGGUUCUGCUUCUGCUCUUGUGCCCAAAAACCAUUCCUCAGCAGUGCCAGAAACUGGGGACAGCCCUGGUUGCUCAAAAGGGACAGAUCUACAGUCAAGUAAGAAACUAAAAGAGGAAGGUCUGGAGAGCAGCCCUGAAGGAGGGGUUUCUCUAGGUGUGAAUCCAGCUGCAGCAGACCAGGGAGGGUGCAAUAGUCAGGUCCCAGCCAGUAGCUCAGGUUCAGCAGUGGUGCAAAACCAGGCUUUAGUGCCUCAGCAGAUCACAGUGGUGCCUCUUGGCCUGGACUCUGGCACCAGCAAAUUGUCCCUUUCCACACCACUCACCUGUGAGCUGAAGAGUAACAGGCCACAGCAGACACCAGUGAGCCUGCUGCCUGCUCUUGUCACUCCACAAGCUGCUUCUCCUGUCAUUCCCAACAGCAUCCUGCCCUUCAGGUGGGUUGUGAUCUCCCAGGCUCUGCUCCCCAGUGCUGUGCAGACUGUGGUGAGUGUUCCUCAGGGAAUGCCAGCUGCUGCUGGGGAAAGUCAGUGUCAGACAAAUGUGACUUCCAAUGGCAGUGUCUCUGCUUUGGGAGGGACUCCUGUACCAGCUGGAGCAAAUCCACCUCACCCCAGCAGUGCAGAGACAAAAGGGCCAAGUUCCCAGCUGGCAGCAGCUCCUUCGGGAAAGGCAGCUGACCAGUCCACAAUUCACUUACCUCCCACCCCAGUGCGUCCUGGGAGCACCACGUCCAGCGUUUCUGCUGUAACCCCUGCGUGUUCAGAUGGCUCCUCCACGGCUCCAGAGUCUUCUGCAGCUCCAGCUGCCAGCCCAGCCCCGUGUGCCAUCGUGCUGCCCCAAACACAGCCCCCUGCCAGCACUCAGGGCUCUGAUUCCCAGCCUGUGCCCAGUGCCACCAGCUUGGGAAGGAGCAGUGACUCCAUCACAACAAACAAAUCCUCCUUCAAUCCAGACAGCAUCAGGACAGACACUGUGCUCUCGUCAGCAGCUGCAGCUCCUCACAGCAAUGUCCCAGGGAGCUCUGCUUGCUCUGAUGCCCAGGAGCUGAGGAGCAGACCCAUUGCCUCCAAACCACCGAGUGCUGAUGUUCCCCCCCAGCCAAGCACUUCCAGUGCAGAGAAGAGUCCCCUUGACUUCAGCCUGAUUUCCCUGGAGGACGAGGGGCUGGUGAAGGAAUAUCUGAGUGGGAAACAAGGGGUUCAGGUGCCAUCACUGCAGACCAGGCUGCCUUAUCUGCCACCUUUCCUCUGCAACAUAAAAACCCUCUCAAAGCUCCUUGUGCAGAAAGCAGCUCUGGAAGAGCAAGCAGCCUCUCUCCUGCCCUCUGAAGCCAGCGGGGACAGGGGCACUGGGGAUGUUUUCCAUGCUGUUGGAGAACUGGUGCAGCAGAAACUGGGUGAUAACCCUGCUUACCUCCUGCUGAAAGCCAGAUUCCUGGCAGCCUUCACACUCCCAGCUGUCUUGGCAACUCUGCCUCCUCCCAAAGUGACAACAACUCUGUCAGCCAGCAGGAAGCAACAUGAGGACAGUGAUGACGAGGAGUGGCAGAGUAAGAAAAAAGUGUCUGAGAAAGAGAGUUGUGGGAAUGAAUUAACAGGAGCACAGGAGCACUGGAGACAUGAGGAUGAGCCUGGAGACGAAGAUGCUGAUUUACUAAACCAGGGCAUUCGGGCUGAGGGGAGCCCUGCUCAGUCUGCCUUGGGCUCCUGCUCUGAUGUGGCUGAUGCCAGAGCUCCCCAAAUCAGGAGAAGUGCCCGCUUCAAGAAGAGGAGGAGGAUAUGAGAAGGAAAUGUAGGUCACUGGAAUGAGCUCUGCCUUCCUGCAUGGCAGGAGGAGAUAAUCUUUGCACUGUUCACUUUUACCACUUCAAUGCUGACUGGAUGGACCUGAGGAAGAGGAAGAUGCUGGAUUGAUUUUUCCCAUCCCUCAACAAAAUCUACAUCUGUAGGCAAGGUGUAAAAAUGAAGGAAACUGGCUGGAGGAAAAUCUCUCAGGCACUGACUUCUGUUCUUUCAAAUUCCCACCUGCCAUAGAUGCUGAGGGGGAAUAUUGCUGGAAAUCUGAGGAAACAAGCAAUGGUGGUUAUUUAUUUCCUUCUUGUUAGCCCCUAUUUAUGUGAAUGUUUAUCCAUGUUCAGAAUAUGUUAAUUAGGUGUUUUUUAGUGCUGUGACAGUGGCUUUGCUUGGUUUUUGCUUGGCUUUGCUUUCCACAGACUGAAUACUGUGGAAUAAGCAGCAGAUUAAUUUUGUAUCCAAAAGACUCUUAAGUAUUUGUUGAAAUACAGAUGUUUUAUUUUUCUCACUUAAAAAUUACUGAUGUGUUCUGUGUGUUUUUUUUUUCCUGGUAAAUAGUGCUUUUAAUAAUGUGUGUAUGAGAGUGAUUGCUAAUGAGAAAAAUGAAGUUUUCAGGCUGCAUCAAAACCAGGGAAAAUGGGGGGAAUGAAUAUUCAUGUGCCUAAAACUGCAUGAUUGA
Messenger RNA from Sturnus vulgaris (Common starling), 5527 nucleotides. Lineage: Eukaryota; Metazoa; Chordata; Aves; Passeriformes; Sturnidae. The record is from RefSeq and is a predicted model, not a curated record.